UAAAUAACGUCACACAUAGGCCAUAGAGACUGCAGACUCAGAGUGGGUCCCAAGAAGGUGUAGUCUCUGUCUGAUGUGUUCCAUUGCGUGAGGCUUAGAAGUUUUGUAGCUAAAUGUCAUUGCAAUUGUUGUGCCAUUUCCCUUCGCAAGAAAUAGUUCGAGUGUUGUGCAUUUAAUUAGUUCAAUUUUUAGGUGUAGUUAAAUUGCAAUGAUUGAUGGUAGUGAAGUGGGCUCAAGUUAACCGAGGAAGUGCGCAAGAAGUGGACAAUGCACCGAUCAAGCAGUGGCCAUUCAAUGACCCUCAACGGAGGGAGCGGCGGUGGUGGUGGAGGUGUCAAUGGUAACUCCAGUCUGAACCAUUCCACAAGUGGAGCUUUAGAUUCGCUACCGAAACAAUUUGUUAGUUCAAUGAAGACCCUUUUCGAUAUCAUGGAUGACCAACGGACGGGUUUCGUGAAGCUUUCGGAUAUUGAGAAAGGGUGGCAGGAUGAUGGAAGCAAGGGCCUUCCGUAUGGAGUGAUCGAUAGCCUUCGCAAGGUCACGCCUUCUAGUGGUUUGUUAUCGUUCGAACGAUUUUGCACUGGUCUGAAGAUCUGCCUGCUUCGAAAUCAAGCCGAACAGAAGACUCGUCGUAUUUCUGCCGACACGAAUGUGAAUCAAAUAUCUGAUUGCCCUACAAAGCCCCCAAGACCGCCAUCAGCCCCACUUUUGGACAUAGACAGUCCGAUUUCCAAUAGCCAAUGGUCAUCCAACAAUACGGCCACGAUUCGUCCAAACAAUGCCAUCCAAAGCCAACGCACUCUCAGUUUGCCACAAUUAAGCCCAGAUAGUGACAUGGAUUUGAUAUCAGAUCACUUAAUGCCAGCCGAUCUCUACGGGCCUCCACCGAAACCACCGCGAAGUGCCAUAUUAGCACCACCCAAGACCGGGUUCGACAAAGCAGAAAUCCGGAACGCUCUACAAAACUGGCAAAUGGGUGUUUUGAUGAACGAAAUGGAUAUGAAGGACAAGAGGAAAAGCAUGCCAUUGAACCCUCCUCUGCCAAGUCGCUUAUCAUCACGGGGUACCGCCGACGGUGGAACUACAACCGAUCCAGCUACUUUCUCGCCAGGACAACAACAAACCCAAUCUAGUAACCCUCUUUACCAGAAGAAAAUGAAUAGUAAAAGACGAGAGCCUAGACGACAUACUUUACAGAAUGGAAUCGAUAAUAAUUUACUGAAACGGCUCAAACAGUUUGAAGCCGAAAAGGAUGUCUUGUUGCAAGGGUUAUCGGCUGUUGAACAAGCUCGGGAGUGGUAUUUGAAGCAGAUAGCAAUUGUUCAGGAUAAGAUUAAGUUCUUAGGACAUUCAGGAUCUCAUGUUGAACAAUGGUCUGAAGCGCAUCAGGAGCGUUUAGAUUUCCAACGAGCCCGUGUCAUGGAGAUCAACCGACACCUGUCAGCCCUUCAAUUCAGUUGGGAGCGCGGAGGAUUUCCAUCCCAUAUGAACUUAGCAGUACAUCAUCGUCCGACACAACAUAGUUUGAAGCAAACCAAUGAUGCACUUAACCAACUGAAGACAUGAACUCAGAGAAUAGUAACAUCCGAAGGGAGGCAGUAAGGAACGAUAUGUUUUGUUUUUAGUGCGCAUCAAAGGAUCUAAUCUAGCUUAAUUUUACUUUGUCGUCAUUGAGAAUCAUAGCAGCAUUUUGUGUUUUUAUUUUGUUUUAGUGCAAGAAAUGAGUUUGUUGAGUGUAUAACACACCGUAGUUAUAGACAAAUUUGUACAUUUUUAAAUGUUAUUUAUAUAUCAUUCUGCUGGUUGCCAUUAAAUUUAUGAUGAUUUAAAA
This is a messenger RNA of Hermetia illucens (black soldier fly), 1831 nucleotides long. RefSeq names its product suppressor APC domain-containing protein 2. Bases 268 to 1566 code for a protein of 432 amino acids. The transcript has 2 exons. Lineage: Eukaryota; Metazoa; Arthropoda; Insecta; Diptera; Stratiomyidae. The record is from RefSeq and is a predicted model, not a curated record.